GCCGCGCGCCCGCGAACACGUGCCGAGCGACACGAACGAGCGUUCGCGCCGUGCGCCGCCCCAACCAUGGGCGACCUCGAGUGGACCAACGACCUCGUCAUCCGGCUCAUGCAGGAGUACCAGAAGCGGCCGGAGCUGUGGGACUCCUCACACGAGAUGUACCGCGUGCAGACGCUCAAGUACGAGACGUGGCGAGAGCUGGCCGGCAUGUUCGAGUGCGACAUCUCCGACCUGCGCAAGAAGCUCAACUCUUUGUUCGCGUCGCACCGCCGCGAGAAGAGCAAGAUCCGCGCCGGCGGCUACUCCAACUGGUUCCUGUACCCAUACAUGAGCUUCCUGCCCACACACCUCGACAACGACUCUGGCGACGCGCUUACCAAGCAGGGUCCAGCAGUGGCGCGGUCGCGGCCGCCAGUCAAGGAGGCGCGAGUGUCGCGAGCCUCCGACAGCUCGGAGCACUCGGAGGGCUCCGAGCCGGGCGCGUCGCCGGCACACAGCCCGCCCGCGCCUGCGCCGCCCUCGCCCGUGCGCGUCAAGCAGGAGCGCGACGCGGGCCCGGUGGCACGCGCGGCUGCCGCGCAGCGCCCGUGGCGCGCGGACACCCACAAGCCGCGGCUGACGCGGCCCGUGAAGCGGCGCGUGGUGCGCGAGGCGGCGCCGGCGCCCGACAGCAGGGUGGGCGAGGCGCUGAAGCUGCUGCGGCGCACCAGGAAGAAGGACGAGUGCGACAGCUUCGGGGAGUACAUCGCCGACUCGCUGAGGAAGCACGACGAGCGCACGCAGAGCAUGAUCAAGCAGGCCAUCAACAACAUCCUGUUCGAGCAGGAGAUGAAGAAGUACAACACCGCCAGCGGACAGUACACCGUGCUCAUCGCCGGCAUCGACGAGAACCCGCUCAUCCUCAGUGAGAACGACGCCACCACUGAGAGGUGAAACCAUCAGGUGUAAAGUACUUCUACUUCUUACAAGCUAUGAUUGACAGACUGUUGAUUGUGUGAUAUUUGUCUUAUAUUUAUUAGGUAGGUAUGUCAAAAUUUAUUCUUGAAACUGUUGUGAUUUUAUUUAGGGUAAUGUACCUAUAAAAGACUAUCAUAAUAUAAAUGUACAAGUACGUAAAUCAA
This is a messenger RNA of Pectinophora gossypiella (pink bollworm), 1121 nucleotides long. RefSeq lists its product as uncharacterized. Lineage: Eukaryota; Metazoa; Arthropoda; Insecta; Lepidoptera; Gelechiidae. Gene Ontology annotation, cellular component: nucleus; transcription regulator complex. Bases 67 to 933 code for a protein of 288 amino acids. Gene Ontology annotation, biological process: regulation of transcription by RNA polymerase II. The record is from RefSeq and is a predicted model, not a curated record. The transcript has 2 exons.